AUGGCUGACACACAGCAUACUACCACACUUCGUAGCGACCUGGCGCCUGUCGUCAGUACCGCCUCGUUGCACACCACAAAAGAAUGGGACCCAGAGCCCGAUGCAGGAAUACCACACUCGACUAGCCCCGUCCCCCGACUUGCUGAAGACGAUACCAGCGAAAAGCUCGAGAAGAGUAGUGAGCCAUCCCUCGACAAUCGGCAAGCAGAAACCACAACCCCUGAGACAAGAGUGCCAGACAAUACCAGCGCAACCACAGACCCGAACCUAGUGGAAUGGGACGGCCCCGAAGAUGCGGAGAAUCCUCAGAAUUGGCCAAGAUGGCGGAAGUGGCUUAUUACCUGCACCGCAAGCAUGAUGGCGUUUGUUUGUACUUUUGCGUCCUCCAUUUUCAGCACUGCGACUACGGCGACCGCCAAAGAAUUCGGUGUUAGUACUGAGGUCACCACCUUGGGCACUUCACUAUUUCUUGCUGGGUUCAUCGUUGGUCCUUUGCUUUGGGGACCGAGCACCGAGCUGCUUGGUCGAAAAAUCCCAAUGUUCUCGGCCUAUGCGGUUUUUGCGAUAUUCGAGAUCCCUGUUGCUGUUGCACAGAACCUUCAGACUAUCAUGGUCUGCCGAUUCUUUGGAGGUGUCUUUGCCGUUUCGCCACUCGUCAUCCUGCCUGGCCUCUUGGGAGAUAUCUGGGACCCUGUCACGCGCGGCAUUGCCAUGUGCCUUUAUAGUGCCUCUUUGUUCGUGAGCCCAAGUCUCGCCCCAUUCAUCGGAGGCUUUAUCACCGACUCAUAUCUCGGCUGGCGGUGGACCGCUUGGAUCACCUUGAUAAUGGCAGCUCUAUUUGGUCUGAUAGCCCUCCAUAUCGUUCCAGAGACUUACGCUCCUGUUCUCUUACAACAGCGUGCAAAGCGUCGCCGAUUCGAGAUGAAGAACUGGGCAAUCCAUGCCAAAAUCGACGAGACACAGGUCACCGCGAAAGAGGUCAUCACCAAAUACCUUACUACGCCAUGCAUCAUGCUUGUGCAGGAGCCAGUUCUGUUUUUGAUGACUCUGUACCUGUCACUGGUAUACGGUCUCUUGUAUCUCACCUUCGAAUCGUUUCCAAUCUCGUUUCAGGAACAACGCGGAUGGAAUGAAGGCGUUGGCGGACUGCCAUACAUCUCUUUCAGCAUUGGCUCGGUACUUGGCCUUGGCUUCAAUGCCUGGUUUAUCAAGAUCCAUUACGGAUCAAUCCAUCGUCGCGAAGGAAAAGUACCUCCCGAGGAACGGCUUCUCAGCAUUAUGGUUGGAGCGUUCGUUCUCCCAAUCGGCCUCUUUUGGUUUGGCUGGACAUCGUUCCCCUCAAUCAGUCCCUGGCCGCAGAUUAUAGCCGCAGCUCCCAUAGGUGCCGGCAUCGCCCUCAUCUUCUUGCAAGGGCUCAACUACAUCAUCGACGUCUAUCUUGCCCUUGCAGGCUCAGCAAUGGCCGCAAACACGUUCGCGAGAUCCAUCGCUGGUGCUGGCUUUCCGAUGUUCGCUGCACCGAUGUUCCACAAUCUUGAUGUGCCUUGGGCGUCUAGCUUGUUGGCUUUCCUGGCACUCGCACUGGCACCUGUUCCGUUCCUGUUCUACAAGUAUGGUGAGAGGCUGCGCAAAAUGUCGAAGUUCAGCCCGUACUAG
Zasmidium cellare ATCC 36951 is the source of this 1656-nucleotide messenger RNA. RefSeq lists its product as uncharacterized. The coding region runs from base 1 to 1656 and encodes 551 amino acids. Gene Ontology annotation, molecular function: transmembrane transporter activity. Gene Ontology annotation, biological process: transmembrane transport. The record is from RefSeq and is a predicted model, not a curated record. NCBI's taxonomy places the organism in Eukaryota, Fungi, Ascomycota, Dothideomycetes, Mycosphaerellales, Mycosphaerellaceae. The transcript is spliced from 12 exons.